Sarcophilus harrisii (Tasmanian devil) is the source of this 3249-nucleotide messenger RNA. RefSeq names its product NIPA like domain containing 1 (gene NIPAL1). The record is from RefSeq and is a predicted model, not a curated record. The coding region runs from base 1 to 1227 and encodes 408 amino acids. Gene Ontology annotation, biological process: magnesium ion transport. NCBI's taxonomy places the organism in Eukaryota, Metazoa, Chordata, Mammalia, Dasyuromorphia, Dasyuridae. The transcript has 6 exons. Gene Ontology annotation, cellular component: membrane. Gene Ontology annotation, molecular function: magnesium ion transmembrane transporter activity.
AUGGGGACGGGCGUAAUGCCGCCGCCCGGACAGCCUUGCCUGCCAGGCUCUGUGCUCUCUCUGGUAUGUUCCAAUUCCUACCAGGCAUGGUGCCAGAUCACCAAUGUGUCACAGCUAAAGGCUUAUGUCACUCAAGAAAACCAGAAUUCCAGUGGAACAAACCUGAGCAUUUCUACAUCUGCCGAGAACCGAUACAGCCUCUUUCUUGGCUUAGUCCUGGCCAUAAGUUCCAGUGUGUUCAUUGGCUCCAGCUUCAUACUGAAAAAGAAGGGACUCUUAGAACUGGCUAAAAAGGGAAUAACCAGAGCUGGUCAAGGUGGACAUUCUUACCUGAAGGAAUGGCUGUGGUGGGCAGGAUUACUCUCAAUGGGACUAGGAGAGGCUGCAAAUUUUGCUGCAUAUGCUUUUGCACCUGCAACAUUGGUUACCCCUUUGGGGGCACUGAGUGUUCUUAUAAGUGCAGUAUUAUCAGCCCAUUUUUUAAAUGAGAGACUGAACAUUCAUGGGAAAAUAGGCUGCAUGUUAAGUAUCUUGGGGUCAACUGUGAUGGUUAUCCACGCCCCCAAAGAAGAGGAAGUCACAUCUCUACACGAUAUGGAAAUAAAACUAAGAGAUCCAGCAUUUAUUUCCUUUGCUGUGAUCGUAAUUGUGAUCUCUUUGGUGCUGAUUGUGGUCAUUGCUCCCAAAAGAGGUCAGACCAAUAUAUUAAUCUACAUUUCCAUUUGUUCAGUAAUUGGAGUAUUUUCAGUUUCUUCUGUCAAGGGCUUAGGACUUGCCAUCAAGGAGCUGUUGGAACAGAAGCCAGUUUACAAGGAUCCCUUCGUCUUUAUUUUGUUGGCCACAAUAAUAAUCUCAGUCAGUACUCAGAUUAACUAUCUCAACAAAGCAUUGGAUACCUUCAAUGCAUCUCUAGUGACUCCUAUUUAUUAUGUAUUCUUCACAUCUAUGGUGGUGAUGUGUUCUGCCAUCUUAUUCAAGGAGUGGUACAGUAUGACUGCCGGUGAUGUCAUUGGGACCCUGAGUGGAUUCUUCACCAUUGUUAUUGGCAUCUUUCUUCUGCAUGCUUUUAAAAACACCGAUAUUACCUGGAGUCAAUUGACAGAGACUUCCAAAAAAGCCCAAUUAUCUCCAUAUGUCAAUGAAGAUAGACACACUUUAUUGGAGAACGUAGACUGUGACGAUGAUCUCACUUUAUUUAAUCGGAUGGACAAUCGGGGUCGCUGCUGAUCUCCUGGAUGAACAGUUUUGAAGAGGGGAAAAAGGAAUGUAUGCUUUUUUUAAGAACCAUCGAAAUAUUCAGCUGUAUAUUUUUCAUGUUCACACAUAUGAAACCUUUGUAUUUAUGUUUUGGAAGAAUAGCCAUCUUCAAUCUUCCCACCUAAGGUAAUCAAUGGAUAAUUGGAAUUUCAGUCCAACAUUCUAAACAAGUAAUUAAGGGGUUUUGGGGUUUUUACAGGUCAUUCUCUGAUCAAGUUUGUUUGUUUUACCAUAUUCAUAAAAGUCUGAAGAAUUACAGUUUGCUUUCCUAUUAUAGAACCAACACAUGUAAAGGGGAGUCUAGCAAAACAAGCAUCUCAUAAUGCUGUAAAAAUAUUAUAGUGGCAACUGUGGAAUAUGACAAUAUGGGCUUUUGUUCAAGGGUUCAGAGUGUAUUUGAAUUUUGAAUUUUAUUUUUCAAAUUGAAAAAAAUCUGAAGAAAACCUGUAAUUUUUCUAUGGGAUAUACAUAUCUUCCCUCUAAGCCUCAGAAAAAAUACUAUUGUGUUUUAUUUGUGUAAUAUUAUGUUUUGUUUUCAAAACUUCUCCACAGAAGAUCUCUGACUUCUCCACAGAUAUUAUUGCCCAAUUGUUCCUCUUUACAAUUUACAUUCCUUAGUUCCUUAUUUUUUUCUUCCUUGGGAACUUUGUGAGUUCAGUGGAAUUGCUGUCUUAUUUCUUUAGAACAAAUGGCCCUGAGGUAUGUUUGUCACAUGUGAAUAUGGCACAAGUAAUGUCUCCGUAGGAGAACUCCAUUAAUACUUGAUUUUUAUGUUUUGACUUACUUUAUACUUUUGGUUUUUAUACAGAAGAGUGUAAAGUUGCUAAAGAUAAAUAUUAGUCCCUUCUAAUCACAAAAUAAAACUUUUACAUGAAAGAAAUAUUAAGCAAGUGAAAGAGAAUCAUCCUAAUAAAGAAUUCUAUAAAUCUGGUAGCAUUUUUGGAUCUCUGGUCUGACUAGGAUAGAAAUAUAGACUUACAUGAUAGGUCCUUUUUUUUAAAUAUGUCACCAAGUUAGAUUGUUUAUAGCAUCUUCUGUCCCUCAGCCUGCCCUCUAAAAACAGACUAGAUUUGAUACUUUUCUAUUAGGGGGGAGGAAUUCAAAAGUAUCUCUUCUCCUAAAAUGCUAAUGGUUUGUCAUAAGGUUUUUUAAAAAUAAAUUUUCCACAUUAAAUCACCAAAUUUCAAAUUAUUUUUAAUUCCCUACUCUACACUAAAUGGAAAAAAGAAAAUGGAAAGAAGAUCGAUGUUCUUUGCAUUAAGAUAAGUUAACUUUGGUUCAAUAUGUACAGAAGUUCUGAUGAUUCAGAGUAUAAGAAAACCAUAAAUGGGAAAAAUGGCUUCUUUCAAGAAUACUUAAAUGUACUCAUAUAAGGAAUCUCAUUUGUUAUGCUAUAAGGUUUUUCUUAAUGUAUAGUAAGUAAAUUAUUUACACCAAAUCCCUUUUCUCUAAGGGAUUUUUAAUAAGCUAUUUUAAAACACCCAACUUUAUGGUGUAUGAAAAUUACCAUGAAAUCCAGAAUUUAUCAUUUUAAGUAAUAUAUUAGCUGCUAUUUUUUGUGAAUUCUGAAUUGUGAUAAAUGACAGGUUAUAAAUCUUGUCUUUUUUAAAAUAUAUAAAUCCAAUAACAAUUUUGUUGUUUUUUAGCAAAAGUUUUCAGAGGGGUUUUAUUGUUUAGUUUAGUUUUAGGUGGUUUAGAUUAUAUAAGACCUGGCAGUUUCCUGUAAAGAUUAAUCAAUUAAUGCAGACACUUUAAAUGACUUUUAGCAUAUCUGGCUUCCAUGGAUUUUUAGCACCUUAUGCAAAUGUGCAAAAUAGCCAUACGUGUCCAUGGAUUCUAGAUUAACCAUUGAUAGUCAGCUACCUUUAAAUACCCAUUCAUUCUUAGAUAAGCCUAUCUCAAAGGUUUUCCCAUUUGAGUUGAUGGGAUCUUCUCUGAAUUAAUAUUUUUAAAAAGAAUUCUUUUAUGCACUGAAAAUACUAUUUUGGGAAU